AUGUUAGUACCUACUAGUAAUCGUAAUGAUAAAAAUUUUAACAACAAAUACAUUUCUCUUUUAGGACCUGAGAGCCGUCAAAAACUAUUAGAAGGUAUUCAUGCAAUAUCGGAUAUGGUUUCAACCACAUUGGGACCACAAGGUAAAUGCGUACUAUUAAAUGAUGAAGCAAAUAAUAUAAGAUUAACUAAAGACGGAGUUACAGUGGCUAGGAAUUUUUUUAACGUAGAUCCAAUAAAAAACACUGGAGCUCAACUGAUUAAAAAUAUAGCUAGUGAAGUCAACAAUAAAAGUGGUGACGGAACGACGACAACAACGGUUUUAGCCUGCAAACUUCUUUCGUUAUAUAACAAAACAAUUCUGGAAGGGCACAAUUCAAAUGAAUUGAGAAAACAGUUAGCUGAAGCUAGUUCAAUAGUUACAGAAUUCAUCUCUAAUUAUGUGAAAAUUGCAAAUAAUAAGGAUAUAUAUAAUAUUGCUUUGAUUAGUUCAAAUAAUCAUAAAAAUAUUUCUGAAAUACUAUAUAAAAUUUACAGUGAAUUAGGUCAUGACGCAGUUAUAACUAUUAACAACUAUCCUGCAAAUAAAGACAAUGUGAGUUUUACAGAUGGAUAUUCAAUAGAUCACGGGUUUUCUUCGUCUUUUUUUAUUAACAACUUCAAACUAAAUCAAUGCGAUCUAUCUGGAUCCGUUAAUAUACUUUUAUCCAAUUCAGAAUUAACUUCGAUGAAUUCUUUGAUAGAAGUCUUUGAACAUAGUUUGAAAACGAAUAAGCCUUUAUUAAUAAUAACAAAGUCGAUUUCAGAUGAAUUGUUAGAAACUAUAAUAGUUAAUAAAUUGAAACAUCAACUCGAUGUUUGUGUUAUUAAAUUAGAAGAAUCUGAUUUAAACAAAAUAGAUGUUUUAAACGAUAUAUCAGUUUUAACUGGUGCUACUAUCGUUAAUCCUAUGUCUAAGAAUGUCAUCUCCAUAGAAAGUUUAGGUCAACUUAAAGAAGCUAUUGUCACUAAAAAUUCGUGUACGAUUAUAUCUGGGAAUGGAGAUAAGGACAAAAAAGAAAUGUAUAUUAACGAUUUGACUUCAAGUUUAAAACACACGAAAGAUUUGUCUAAAAAAAUAAAACUGGAUAAAAGAAUUGCAAAACUGAAAAAUAAAAUUGCAAAAAUUGAUUUAGAAGCAGCCAAUCAAUUAGAAUUCGGUGAAAUUUAUGACCGUGCAGAAGAUGCCAUCAAUGCAGUCAAGACAGCAAUCAAAUCUGGGAUUCUACCUGGUGGUGGAGUUAUGCUUUAUAUGGCAUCGCUUUAUCUAGACGAAAUAAAUAAAAAUUUAAAUAAACAGGGAUAUUCAAUUUUAUCAGAGGCUUUAAAAACACCUAUCGAAACCAUGCUUAGAAACGCAAAUCUGAAAAUUAAUGAAACCUUAGAAAAAAUUAACUAUCUUAAUAAACCUAUUGAAAGUAAAAAUGGUGAUUUUAUUGGAAUUAAUUUCAAAAACAAUGAAUAUGUAAAAAUGAUUGACAAUGGCAUAAUAGAUCCAGCUGAUGUUGUGCUGGAUUCGAUCACUAAAUCAGUAAAUUUAGCUAAUCAAUUCUCUAGUAUUAACGGAUUAAUAUAUUCUAAUGUUUAA
Messenger RNA from Dermatophagoides pteronyssinus (European house dust mite), 1626 nucleotides. RefSeq names its product 60 kDa chaperonin-like. The record is from RefSeq and is a predicted model, not a curated record. Lineage: Eukaryota; Metazoa; Arthropoda; Arachnida; Sarcoptiformes; Pyroglyphidae.